This is a messenger RNA of Maniola jurtina (meadow brown), 3689 nucleotides long. RefSeq names its product nose resistant to fluoxetine protein 6. Bases 53 to 2368 code for a protein of 771 amino acids. Lineage: Eukaryota; Metazoa; Arthropoda; Insecta; Lepidoptera; Nymphalidae. The record is from RefSeq and is a predicted model, not a curated record. The transcript has 12 exons. Gene Ontology annotation, molecular function: acyltransferase activity, transferring groups other than amino-acyl groups.
AAGGCUGUGAUUCAGUCGGUAAACAGAAGCGGCGCGCGCGCACGCCUCCAUAAUGAUCUCGAUCGGAGUGCUCGUCCUAGCGUUCGCGAUCGCCACCACCGGGCAGACAUAUAACGAGACAAACAUCGACCAACAGGUUUUGAAACGUCUCAACAAUAUUAUUAACGCAACCGGUCAUUUGGACCCUCGGGAUAUAGCCCGGCUCAAUCGCACAGCUCACAACUUAGGUCUCGAUAGGGACUUAAUUGCGAAACUAUCAGAGAGGUUGAAAAAUGAGAUGGAUGUGAAAAGAAAACACGAUCCAAGUUACAAUUUGUACGAAGAUGGCACGGGGAAUAGUGAGGCUUCUAGAGUCGAUGUGGUUGAGGAGUCCCCGGAUUAUGCUUCGUCGGUAGUGCUUGCCAGCGAUCUCCUGUCCCUAUCAAGUGCUGUGGCGAACGUAAAGGAACAAGUAUGCCGGGAACAAGGAUAUAGGUUCCUGGAUGGACUGCUUUUAAACAAAAGAUGGGCGUUGAAGAUGUUCGAUGCAUCGGCGAAGUCACCCCAGGGCUUGCUGUUCGGUUCCUCCUACCAUCUGGGUAACUUCGACGAGUGCGUCGGCAUCAAGGAACCUCGAGAAGAAAUGGCCGUGGAAGGACAAUACUGUCUUGCGACCAUAAAGUGGCGACGCAGUGACGAGAAUACUAAGAUUAGGACUGGCAGAGGUGAGAUUCUCCGUUGGGCGGUCUGCGUACCGAACACUUGCGACGCCAGUGCCGUGGCAGGGUUCGUGAGCGACGUGCUAUCCCAUACUGUGGGGAACUCGACUGGCGUGGAGGUUUCCGAGAAAGAUUGCUACACGCGGAAGCCUAUGACUGUCAGCACGCUGGACAUCGUUUUCGUGGGCAUAUUACUGUUCUUUGGCGCCGUCCUCCUGUUCACAACUUCCUACGAGAUCUACUCAUUGCGUUGGAGGGGAAAGAAGAGUUAUAGCGCUAUCCACGAGCUCAUCGUCUCUUUCUCUCUCAUUAACAAUACGAAGAAGAUCUUGUCAACGAAACAGAACAACGCCCUUGGGCUCGAAUGCGUCAAUGGAAUGAAGGCUUUAGCAAUGCUCUUUAUAAUAGCUGGCCAUGCUUGCUUGUUCAUUGGAAGUGGACCUGUGAUGGAUGCUGAAGCUUGGGAUCGGUUAAUCCGAGACCCGACAAAUGCUUUCAUGCUGAACAACGCGCUGCUAGUAGACACUUUCCUAUUCCUGAGUGCAUUUCUCUUCAGCCGGCUGCUGCUUAUCGAACUGGACAAACGAAGAGGCCGUCUCAACGUACUGCCAAUAUUGGUUUUCCGAUAUAUUAGGGUGACUCCCGCCUAUUCAAUCGUCAUACUGUUCUAUAUGACGUGGUUACCAAAAAUCGGAGAAGGACCGCUGUGGGAUGGAAGACUGCAACUAGAGCAAGAAAGAUGCAUGGAAGUGUGGUGGGCGAACAUUUUGUAUGUCAACAAUUACAUCAGUACAGAUAAAUUGUGUAUGUUCCAAUCGUGGUAUCUGGCGGUGGACACGCAGUUAUUCUUCGUGGCACCUUUCUUUAUCUACAGCCUGUGGCACUGGAGGAGGUUCGGGCCCAUAUUUACCGCGGUGGCUACCUGUGUGUCCCUCGUCAUACCCUCUGUCAUCACGUUUAAAGAGAGUCUGGAUCCGACCUUGCUGUUUUAUGCUAAGGAAUUCACGGAUUUCGCUACCAACCAUUACUUUGUCGAAGCUUAUAUCAGAACUCACAUGAAGAUGACGCCAUACUUUAUGGGAAUUUUAACUGGAUAUAUCCUACAUCGAAUUCAGUUGGAAAAUUACGAAUUCUCCAAUGUCCUAAAAGUCUUUGGUUGGAUGACCAGCAUAGUUCUAGGCACGGUAACCACUUUUUCCGUAAGCUUGUUCUAUCAGGACUGGUAUCACUAUAGUGCCAUUGAAGCAGCAGCGUACAUCUCACUCCACAAGUUUGCUUGGAGUAUAGCCAACGGUUGGCUCAUAGUUGCUUGUGCUACUGGUAAUGGAGGUGUCCUUGGGAAACUUCUGACCUGGAAGUUUCUAGUGCCGAUCGCAAGACUGACUUUCUGCGCCUAUUUGGUUAACGGUAUUGUGGAGUUGUACUAUGUGGGACAGUUGAGGCAUCCUUUGCAUAUCACAUUCUUUACUAUAGCAGCAAACGCUAUAUCCCACAUAGUUCUCACAUUCUUCCUUGCCUUAAUACUUUGCAUUAUAUUUGAGUCUCCUCUACAUGGUAUAGAGAAGAUCUUACUACGGAUGUUUGCUCGACCAGUAUUGAGUGACAACGCGAAACGAGAUGACUCCGCCGAGGUGUCCCGACAUACUAGUCAAAGUAAAUUGGAAGCGUAGUGUAAUAUUUACUUUUAAAUUAUUUAAGGGACUAGACAAAUUUUCGUUAAGAGCCUACCCACAAACUUUCCGCUGUACUGGCCAGGUAUUACCGUAUUUCUACUGAUACCACACGCAUGUUCGGUCCAUAUUUAGAAAAAGAAAGUGCUUUAGAAUAUAGUUCCAAUAGUAGUUUUUUGGAUGAUAUCAUCAUACAUCGCACCGUCUUACGAUAGCGACUCAAAAAUCUAUUUAUUCUAUUCUAUUCUAAAGAAAAAUGUUAUACCACUCUUCACUUGCGCUACGAAAGCCUGCGAACGGCGUGGAAAGCAGGAUGGAUGAGUUUUUCUAGCCGAUCACGGAUGGUGAGAUGAAGAGCGGGCAUAAAAGAAUGUGUGAGUGUUCUUAUCUUCACCGCAAUUGGCGAUCUUCUUCGGCUUUUCGGUCACCGCUUUAUUUGCCGCGGUGUUAAAUUUUGUGGGUAGGCAGUAAUAGCCACCGAAAAAGUUCUUUCGGUCGCGUAUUCGGCUUUGGCAAAAUAUCGGAUGAACGAUUCGUCAAAACCAAUAUUUUGUAUUGUGCUUAUCUUCGUUGGGCAAAUGUUUGCCGAGCGCCGUAUAUUUGACUUUGACUUGGGCCAAAAAUUUACUUUCGGUGGAAUAAAAAAUAUAAUUACCUACGCCUAUAAUAACAUGUGUACAUAAUAGAUUUUUUAAUUGAUUUGUUAUUAUUGUGGCGUUGUUCUGUGGUAUAGGACUUCUGAUAAUUUGUUUUAGUAUUAUUGUGAUAGUCUGCCGAAGAGCCAUGUAAAUAUGAAUUAGUUAAGUUCUGGGCAGAUUACUUAUAAGUAUAUUAUAUACCAAAGUUGGCGGCCUGCCGGCCUUGUUCUAUUGUCUCGUGAUUGAAUAUUGUAAGGAUCAACGAAUACACAUCGAAUGUGGACGUAACUUUAAUACGUGUCUUUGAACAUAGCGAUAUUUUCAAGUACAGUUGAAUCGCAUCAGACGCAACUAAGAGCGGUUUCAGACUAGCGUUUUUAUAAAACACGCGCUCUUGGUAGUUGAUUGGCAAAUUAUAGCAUGUUUAACGUCCGUUUUCCAUAUUCGAUCUAUCUGUAAUCCUUUAGUAAGUUAGGUACUUAGCAACGUUGUUAUUUGUCAAAAAUUGUGUGGACUUUUUUCAAAAAUAACAACAUUUCUAAGCUACUUAUCGACAGAUUACACAUACAUUUCAAUGUAUCUGUAAUCUGAAGUAAAGGAAUUCAAGAGCCUGCAUAUGAUGAGUUUAACAAGCGAUUCACAAUAAAUUAUCAACAGCGCUAAAAGAGAAAAACAUAUUUAAA